This is a messenger RNA of Rhodotorula graminis WP1, 2001 nucleotides long. RefSeq lists its product as uncharacterized. Gene Ontology annotation, cellular component: mitochondrial small ribosomal subunit. Gene Ontology annotation, biological process: translation. The coding region runs from base 1 to 1935 and encodes 644 amino acids. The record is from RefSeq and is a predicted model, not a curated record. The transcript has 4 exons. Gene Ontology annotation, molecular function: methyltransferase activity; structural constituent of ribosome. Lineage: Eukaryota; Fungi; Basidiomycota; Microbotryomycetes; Sporidiobolales; Sporidiobolaceae.
AUGCUUCGUCGCACGGCCCAUGCUGCAGCCGGGCGGCCGACAAGGCGCCACGCAUCUUCUGCCACGGUCGACCGCCUCGCCCUCGACAUCUACACCGCCCAUCACGCCGAGCAGGACCGCGCCCUCGGCGGCACGGACGCUGUCUCCAAGUCGAGCGCGGCAAGGCGGGGCGAGAGCCUGCGAGGAGACGUACAGCUUCCCCGAGAACUUCAGCUCGCGACCAACGCCAUUGUCGAAGGUCUCGACGACAAGACGAUCAUCCGCAACACGGCCCUCGACCUCUACGCUCGCCUGAACCGCACGUCGGGCUUCCCGACCGCCGCCCUGUCGCAGAAGGACAAGCAGGACAACAAGGUCAGCUACGACGCCGCCUCGUCCCUCGCCUACCUCGCCGGCCUCAUGCCCCAGGUCUACGCUGCCACCCUCCACGUCCUCGACAUGACCAAGCAGCGCCUCGAGCUCCUGUCGACCGGCGCGCGAGGGCAAGACGGCGCGCAGGGCGAGCCGUGGCAGCCCGAUCGCCUCGUCGACUUUGGCAGCGGGACGGGCAGCGCCGCCUGGGCGUUCGAGGACGUGUGGGGCGUCGAGACGCCCGCAGGCGCGGCGCGCGAGUACGUCGGCCUCGACCCGUCGCGCAGCAUGGUCGAGCUGUCGAGCGGCCUCUUCGGCGCCCUCCCGCUCCGCCGUACCGACGACGGCGCCUCGAGCGGCGCCGCGAGCUCGGCGCGCCUCGACGCCAAGACGCACCAACUCGCGCUCCCCGCCUCGGCCUCGUCGCUCGCGCGCAUGCAGCUGUCGCCCAAGUCGAGCGAGCACAAGCGCUCGAUCGCGCUCGCCGCCUUCUCGCUCGGCGACUUGCCGACGCGCGACAAGCGCAAGGACAUGGUGCGGGCCCUGUGGGACUCGGGCGCCGAGGUCAUGAUCGUCAUUGAUCGCGGCACGCCGGCCGGGAGCAGGACGGUCGUCGAGGCGAGGGAGCAGCUGCUCAUGUACGGCCGCCGCGAGGUGACCCGGGCCAGGGGCGCCGUCGAGGUCGACUUUGACCAAGAUCUCGCCGACGCCGGUAUGGACAUCGUGCCCGAGGCGGCCGAGAACGUCGAGGUGGACCCAGCUUUGGGCUCGUUCGUCGUCGCGCCGUGCCCUCACGAUGGCGAUUGCCCGCUCCAUCGGGCGACCAAGGCGUUCUGCCACUUCUCGCAGCGCGUCAAGACGCCCGCCUUCCUCCGCCACACCAAGCACUCGACCCGAGGCGAGGAAGACGCCAAGUUCUCGUACGUCGUCAUCCGCCGAGGUCAACGUCCGGCGACCUCGUCUCGUUCGUCGGCCUUUGUCGACCUCCUCGCCGAUUUUGAAAAGGACGGCGCCACUUCGAGCCCGACCGCCGAGCCUACUUCGGUCGUCAUUCCGGAGCCCAAGGCCAGCGUCGAGGAGCCGGUCGACAUGGCGAGCGAGCUUUCUUGGCCUCGUCUCGUCGCUGCGCCCAAGAAGCGGUCCGGGCACAUCAUCCUCGAGGUCUGCGCUUCUUCCGGCGACAUCGAGCGACACACGAUCCCCAAGUCGCAAGGGCGCCAAGCCUACUACGACGCCCGCAAAGCGUCGUGGGGCGACUCGUUCCCGCACGCGCCCAAGAACGGGCCGCAGCCCUCACCGUCGACCGCGCCCUCGCCGUACGACUCGUUCGACGACGCCGCCCCGCGCAACAAGUUUGGCGGCGACCCGAAGCAGCGCGGCAAGAAGGCCGAGCGCGAGAUGGGCAAGCGGGCGGCCCGAGCGCUGCGCGAGGACGGCCGGCGGGCGAGGAGCGCCAAGCGUGCAGGCGCAAAGGACGCCGAUGACCCUUUUGCGGGCUUCGCGCGUGCCGGGGCUGGAGCAGACGGCGUCGUCGAUGUGCAGCUCGACCUCGGGCCGGAUGGGCAGCUGAGCGCGAGGAGGUAGACCGGGUUCUCUCGCUCUCAUAGACUCGUCUCUCUUCCCUGUUGUGCCACAUCUAUGCAACGAGCA